Messenger RNA from Pneumocystis carinii B80, 1214 nucleotides. RefSeq lists its product as hypothetical. The coding region runs from base 47 to 1171 and encodes 374 amino acids. Gene Ontology annotation, molecular function: RNA binding. The record is from RefSeq and is a predicted model, not a curated record. Gene Ontology annotation, cellular component: U2-type spliceosomal complex; U2 snRNP. The transcript has 7 exons. Lineage: Eukaryota; Fungi; Ascomycota; Pneumocystomycetes; Pneumocystales; Pneumocystaceae. Gene Ontology annotation, biological process: mRNA splicing, via spliceosome.
AAACAUAUUAAAAACUUAUCUUAAUCUUUCUAUAACUAAAUAAUAUAUGGAAAUAAACAAUUCAAACAAUACAAAUAAAGAUUGUAUUGAUUCUAAUGAAAAUAAUGAGACAACAGUACAUAAUCUUCCAGCAGAUCAAGCAAUGGAGUUUGAUAUUCGUAAGAACCGAUGGACAUAUGAAGAUAAGGAUGGGAAUGAAUAUGAAUAUGAUGAAAAACGGCGUAUAUGGGUUUUAUCUAUGGAUGAAGAAUUAAUACGUGUUCAACAAAAUGCGUAUUCAGUUGAAGGAGUAGAUGAGACAAUUCCAACAAAUAUUCAGAAGAAGAACAAGAAAAGAACGGAAGAAAGAGGAAAAGAUGAGUAUUUAUUUUCAAAAAAAAAGAAUCUAGGAACACCAAAAAACACAGCAGUUUAUGUAUCUAAUCUCCCGCCGGAUGUAACGGAAGAGGAGAUAAAAGAGAAAUUUUCAAAAUGUGGUUUAAUUAGUGAAAAUAUUGAUACAGGAAAGCCCAGAAUUAAAAUUUAUACAAAUGAACGAGGGGAACCGAAGGGAGAUGCAGUAAUAGUAUUUUUUAGAGAAGAAAGUGUUAAGCUUGCUAUUCAGCUUUUGGAUGAUACGUAUUUACGUAUAGGAGAAAGACAUGGUCAAAAAAUUAAAGUACAAGAGGCAGAUACAUCAUAUAAAAAAUCCCAAAAUAAUCCAGUGAAACGAUCUUUUAAUGAGAAACGAAAAUUGCAGCAGAAAAUGAAAAAAUUGAAUAAUAAGAUAUCAGAAUGGGAUGAAGACACUUCUAGUUCUUCUGGAAGGUGGUCUAAAGUUGUUAUUCUAAAACAUAUGUUCACAUUGAAAGAGCUUGAAGAAGAUAUGACUCUUAUAAUAGAUCUUAAACAAGAUAUUCUUGAAGAAUGUUCUAAAAUAGGAAAUGUUACAAAUAUUGUUUUAUUUGAUCUGGAGCCAGAUGGAGUCGUCAGUGUACGAUUUUCUGAUGAAGAAAGUGCAUUAGUAUGUGUCAAGACAAUGAAUGGUCGCUACUUUGGAGGAAAAAUAGUAAGCGCAGAAAUCUAUGAUGGUAAAGUUCGAUAUCGAAAAAGUAGUAAUAAAAAUGCAGAUGAUGCAGAUGAACAAGCUAGAUUAGAAAAAUUUGGAGAAUGGCUUAAAUCUCAAGAAUGAUUUUUUUCAUAGACAGAACAUUUAAACGUUCAAUAUUCGUAGA